Messenger RNA from Pogoniulus pusillus (Red-fronted tinkerbird), 690 nucleotides. Its product is annotated as histone H2A-IV-like. NCBI's taxonomy places the organism in Eukaryota, Metazoa, Chordata, Aves, Piciformes, Lybiidae. The record is from RefSeq and is a predicted model, not a curated record. The coding region runs from base 92 to 562 and encodes 156 amino acids. Gene Ontology annotation, biological process: heterochromatin formation. Gene Ontology annotation, cellular component: chromatin; nucleosome. The transcript has a single exon. Gene Ontology annotation, molecular function: structural constituent of chromatin; DNA binding; protein heterodimerization activity.
UCUCAUCGCCAUUGGUUAGAAUUCGAUCCCUCUUCCUAUUGGCUGUUUUCGCAAUGUCUCUUUGUCAGCCUAUCGAAAUUCAUUUCUUUCCAUGGGAAGGGAUAAAAGAGCGAGUCACGAAGCUCUUUUUACUUCCGUAGCUUGGCACUCAGGUAGUUGCUGGCGUUUAACAAUGUCUGGUCGCGGGAAGCAAGGCGGGAAGGCUCGGGCCAAGGCCAAGUCGCGCUCUUCGCGGGCCGGGCUGCAGUUCCCCGUGGGCCGCGUCCACCGCCUGCUGCGCAAAGGCAACUACGCAGAGCGAGUGGGCGCCGGCGCCCCGGUGUACCUGGCGGCCGUGCUCGAGUACCUGACGGCUGAGAUCCUGGAGCUGGCAGGCAACGCGGCCCGCGACAACAAGAAGACUCGCAUCAUCCCGCGCCACUUGCAGCUGGCCAUCCGCAACGACGAGGAGCUCAACAAGCUGCUGGGCAAGGUGACGAUCGCGCAGGGCGGAGUGCUGCCCAACAUCCAGGCCGUGCUGCUGCCUAAGAAGACCGACAGCCACAAGGCUAAGGCUAAGUGAACGCCGAACAGCCACUCCUAAUUUUUUUACUCCAAGGAAACCCAAAGGCUCUUUUCAGAGCCACCAACAAUUUCAGGAAAAGAGCGUGAAAUUAAAACCAGUAAAACGUACGGCGCUUGGUAAAAACA